CCUGGCAACCACAGAUUACGGGAUGGGCGAGGAAACCGCGACUGAAUCUGUUGUUAUAGCUUUGGUUUAAUGUAAAAAAUAAUGUGACGUGAAUGUCACCGUAUUAGCAACACCACAUAAAGUACUUAUUUGAAGACAAACAGGCAGUAAAAAUGGGCCGUAAAAAAGUGUACUGCGCACUUUGCAAUCUGUCCGAAGAGACGAAGAUAACCGGAGCCUUGUCGACGAAAGACGAAGUUACCGCUCAUCAAAACUGUUUGUUAUUUUCUUCCGGUAUCUGUUGCCGGAAUUCGCCAGAGUUUGACGACCUGUUUGGUUUCUCCGUGGACGAUGUGUUAGAUGAAGUGAAAAGAGGCCACAAACUGCCUUGCUACUUUUGUAAGAAGAAGGGUGCCACUGCUGGGUGUGAAGUCAAACGCUGCAAGAAGUCCUACCAUUACCCGUGUGCUCUUAAAGAUGGAGCCCGGACGAUUGAGGAGCCAGACAUCGGGUGCUAUGGGCUGUACUGCUUAAAACACUAUAACAAGCUGAAAAAUAACGACAGUUCUGUGAAUGGGACCUCCAAUGAUGAGACGAAAGCUGGACCAUCAAAGGUAUAUUGCCUAACUUGUGAGAAGAUAGAAGGAAAGAUCAGCUUGGACAAUCUAUCUAAUAGCAUCACUAUGCGAUAUUGCGACAAACAUGCUCCUCCAUCAUACAAGAAGAAAAUCAACCGUGAUUCUGCAGUAGCUGGUCCAUCUGGGCACAACAGUGACAGCAACUCAUCCAGCAGUGUGUCGCGCAGCUCUUCCAAGAGACCAUUGACUAAGUGUGACAAGCAGGAGGAAACCCCCUCUAAACGUAAAUGUGAAACCUUGAAUGGGAUAAUAACGGAGGAUUCUUCAGAUUCAGAUGACAAUAAAACUGACAUAGAAAUGGAUAUAUUCGCCCCUUUAGAGUCUGAUUUAGAUGAAAGUGCAAACAGUGCUCCAAAGCACCAGCCUGUCAGAAAUGAUGCUGAGAGCACCGUUGGAUCCACUUCAGGAAAUCAAGCGGAGGAUGAGAGCAGAGAUACAAAUAAAGAUGAAGAUGAACCAGUCUUAUACACUGAUGCUGAGUCGCAGAGUCUGCUGCUUCCUGUGAAGAUCCGCUUUGAGUCUUCACCACUUCCAUCGGUAAAGCCUCAACCCUCGUCUCCGACCGUAUCAGCUACACAACCCAAAGAUAUUGUGGCAAAUGUAGAUGAAGUCAAGACAGCACAUGCAGAGUGCUGUCCAGUCCAAAGUCCUGGUCAGCCUACCAAUGGAGCCUCCGUCCCAGAGCAGCAGAGCUCCCCAGACCCCGCUCCGUCUCCUGACCAGGAUCGACCUGCCAGUGUUACUGGGUCGCCUCCAUGCACCAGCUCGGCCGAUACCCCGGCUCCACCUGAAACCAUGCGUGUGUCCCUUCUCUCCUCCUCCUCUUGCUCUCCCACAGCACAUACCACAAACCCUCAGCACGGCAUCGACGCCACCAGCUUCUGGAAAAGCUGCAAUGCAGCCAGGUGCACUCAGGCUAUCUUUACUGAUUUCAAUAAUGUCAUGAACGAAAUCUCCAGCAGAAUCUUGUCAGACCAGGCCAGCCAGGAAGAUUAUGAUCUUGCUCUGUCAGUGAUGGCAGUUUCUGGGAAACUGACAGAGCUCGUGGCCAAGCAGCAGGGAGAGCUACAAAGGAAACUAGUGGAACUGCAGCAGGCAGAGGCAGCUAUGAAAGAUGUCGUCUCAGCACUGAGGAAAUGAGUCUGUAAGCAGCUACAGUAAAAAAUGUGGAUAUCUGAUUUUACAGUUUACUUACUAUGUUUUUUUAAAAUCUGUGAGUCCCAGUGCAGUUUUAUAUUUCAAGUUGGUCCUAUUUUUUAUAUUUCAUGAAAACUGUAUAUUUAUAUUUUUAUUGAUAAUUCUUAAAAAGCUGUGACAGUAACAGGACUGGACGGGACAAACUUUGUUGAAUGUGUUUCGUAUCCAACUAUAUGAGUAAAACCAAGUUUGCUUUCAUAUUGGAGCUGCUGAAAUAUACAGUAGAUUACAUUCUGAAAGUAUUUAAUUUAACAAUACAGAGAGAUGAGAAAGCUCUGAAAAUCAUAUCAGUCAUCAGAUCAGAACGUCCUUGAGCAUCUUGGGAAAUAUUUCUAACAAAUGGUAUUGUGAAAGAGUGGAAUGCGUAAGACAAGCAGUGUUGAAAUGAUGAGAACCAAGUAAGCUACAGUAAAGAAAUCACUACUAAUCAGCUGGAAUUUUUUACGCCGUUUGAUGCAUAACGAAACCAAACGUCUUCCUUCCAUUCUGUAUUUUUGAUAAAGAUGUUUUUUUUCUACCUUCUGGUUUACUCAUGCAAAGAAACAGCCAUUAUGGUACUGACCCGUCAAACGUGAUUAUGCUUUCUGUGAUGGUUACAUUAAAAUUGUCAUCUUUUCCA
Molecule: messenger RNA, 2433 nt
Organism: Stegastes partitus (bicolor damselfish)
Lineage: Eukaryota; Metazoa; Chordata; Actinopteri; Pomacentridae
Gene: phf11
Product: PHD finger protein 11
Exons: 18
Coding region: 153-1757 (534 amino acids)
Cellular component (GO): nucleus
Source: RefSeq, a predicted model, not a curated record